AAUAGAUUAACACGUAUUAUGACAACUAUUUUAAUUGCAAUUUCUUAUUUUUCUUCUUCUUACUCAAUUCUCUAUCGGCAACUAAAUGAUUAUAAUAUUAUUUUUAAGAAAUGCCGACAGUAAGAAGAAUAAAGUCUGUGAAGUGGGAUGAAGACGACCUCAACGACUAUUAUUCAGAUGAUUAUUCUGACUCUGAUGAUGAAGAUUACGAAAACUUGAAAAUACAUACCAAACCUAAAUCAUUACCCAAGAAGAAUCUGGUUCAGAGAGGGGAAUCUAAGCCCGCCCCUCAUGAAACUAAACAAGUUUCAAAUAAAACUAAUACUCUCAACUUUUCUAACUGUAAAACACAGGCUAAUAAGAACAUUAACACUCAAGAUUCAACUCCUAAUAGAUACCCUUUAAACGUUGUAGUUCUCGGAGCUGUGGACGCUGGAAAGUCAACUUUACUGGGACAUUUUUUAACUCUAACAAACUGUGUAGAUAAGAAAUUGAAGAAUGUUAAACAUUUGUCAUGGAUUUUGGACCAGGGCGACGACGAGCGUGACAGAGGAAUAACAAUUGAUCCAACAAAGUGCCAGUUUAACCUUGAUCUUAAAAAUAUAAAGAACCUCAAUAAUCACAAUAGUGAACAUCAAACUAAAAUUGAAACUCCAAUAUAUGAUUCUAUAAAGGUCAAUGUCAUUGACACGCCAGGUCAUCAUGACCUCAUCCAGAACCUGGUUAUGGGAGCAGUCUUUGCGAACAGCGCAGUUAUAAUUGUGGACUCCAAUGACGUGCUUAAGUCUGACUUUUUUGGAGUGUAUUUCAGUGAGCACAUGCUACUUUUGUACCUUUUGGGAAUUAGGUACAUAAUUAUAUGCGUGAACAAAAUUGACAGGUUCGAAUACUCGGAGUCCAUGUACAGUAAAGUUGUCCACAUCAUACGUAAACUGGUUGGAGUUUACGAAAAUUCUGUCAAACUGAUCUUUUUACCUGUUUCAGGACUUCGCGGAGAUAAUCUCGUAGAUAAAUCGAGCAAUUUAAGCUGGUAUCAAGGCCCAACCCUUAUAGAGUCACUCCAAGUUAUAUCUCUGGAUUUGAUAAAGAGGCCCGUGGUUGUAUAUGAUAAAAUAAUUUGUCACAUUUUUGACCUCUGGGAGUCAGGAAAGACAGUUAGUUGCUCAUGUUUCGUUGAAGGUAAUAAGAUAAAGGUUCCAGUUGAUAUGAAUACGCUCCCAAACUCAGUUCAAGUUAAGUGCGUGUCACUGGAGUAUCAAGUUCUCAAUCUAGUCACUCCAUCCUCUGCAUCAAAUGACACUAAUUCUACAAAUUCCAACACGUGCUAUGUGAAUGAUUUCGUCGACUGCCUUGAAAUGAAAGGCACGGAAAUCAGUAAUUUAAUGUUCUCGAAAAUAAUGAUCGAUCCACACACAUACUCAAAGAUUAAAAAUAACACGAGCAGCAUAGUCAUACACAACACAUUCAUCGGACUAAUAUAUCUAAACGGCAUGAGUAAAGUAAAGUUGACGAUAGGCCAAAAUGUGGAACUGUUUGUAGGAUACUCAAAACAGUCCGCCUUCAUAAGGGCGAUUCAAGUAAUUGAUAAUUUUAACACGCUGGGCUCAAAGAAGAUAUACUCGCUGUCUCCAGGCCAGUUUGCCUUUUUAGAGUUCGGAUCUCAAUCACCAAUUCUAGUAGAGCCCAUUUCGAGAAAUUCAAAGUUUAUACAAAACAUGAUUGCCCAAUUCACCACAAAACCCGCCAGUCUCAGUGAGGAUGACGUUGAGCAUGUGGGAAUCCUGAGCAGGCUGUUGUUGAGAAGUUCGGGGAGUUUCGUCGCAGGCGGUGUCGUAGUAAAUCGAUAA
Theileria parva strain Muguga is the source of this 1847-nucleotide messenger RNA. RefSeq names its product Elongation factor Tu GTP binding domain protein. Gene Ontology annotation, biological process: translation. The transcript is spliced from 3 exons. Gene Ontology annotation, molecular function: GTP binding; GTPase activity. The coding region runs from base 111 to 1847 and encodes 578 amino acids. The record is from RefSeq and is a predicted model, not a curated record. NCBI's taxonomy places the organism in Eukaryota, Apicomplexa, Aconoidasida, Piroplasmida, Theileriidae.